Messenger RNA from Salvia miltiorrhiza (redroot sage), 928 nucleotides. RefSeq lists its product as uncharacterized. Lineage: Eukaryota; Viridiplantae; Streptophyta; Magnoliopsida; Lamiales; Lamiaceae. The coding region runs from base 82 to 690 and encodes 202 amino acids. The transcript is spliced from 2 exons. The record is from RefSeq and is a predicted model, not a curated record.
UACAAGGAUUUUCAGCCCUCACGUUGGUGCACUUGCGAUACUUGUCGAUGCCAUAGCUCGCGCAAAUGGUGUGAAUUCCAGAUGCAAGAGUGCUCAAUGCAAUUUCUCAUUGGAUUAAGUUCUGUUUAUUCGCAGAUUCGAUCUCAGAUUAUCUCUUCUCUUCCUUUUCCUUCCUUGUCAAAGAUUUUUGCAUUGGUUCUUCAGGAAGAAAGGCAGAGGUCUAUUGAUUCUGUAUCAACUCCAGCACCUCCUAUUAUCAGUGAAAUGCCUGGAUCUAUAAUUAAUGCAGCAGGUAUUGGUCGUGGCAAAGGAGGUAAGGGCAAGUUUCUUUGUACUAACUGUGGAAAAACUAACCAUACAGUGGAUAAGUGCUUUGAGAUCAUAGGCUAUCCACCAGGAUAUGGCAAAGGCAAAGGGAAAUCUACUGGUUUUUCUUCUAAUGGUGCUCGAUCUGUGAAUCAGCUGAGUGCUGCUGAUAAUACACCUUCACAUCAGAGCACUACUUUAUCUACUGCAGAUAUGGCUCAGAUGAUAUCCUAUUUGCAAAGUCAGAUGCAAGUAGCUGGAUCUAUGACUACUUCCGCUCCUACUAUGAAUGAUGUGAAGACUCAUGGUCAUAACUCCACCUCUGCUGGUGCAAGUCCUCCAUUCAGUGGGAGCUUCUCAGGGGAUUGUGAUUGGGAAGGGUAGCAGAGUGGGCAAUCUCUAUGUGUUAGAUGCUUCUUCAGUUUCUGCAAAUCCACCAGUCCAUACUCCUUCUCCUCCAGUGUCCAAUAUGGUGUCAACUGAUACAUGGCAUCAUAGAUUAGGGCAUUUAUCUUUUAGUAAACUCCAGUUGUUGUCUAAAACUUUAUCUCUUUCCAAUUGUAAAAAUACUCUUUGUGAGAUUUGUCCAUUGGCUAAACAAAAGCGUUUGUCAUUCUCUGAA